Messenger RNA from Juglans microcarpa x Juglans regia, 975 nucleotides. RefSeq lists its product as uncharacterized. The transcript is spliced from 2 exons. Bases 1 to 975 code for a protein of 324 amino acids. Lineage: Eukaryota; Viridiplantae; Streptophyta; Magnoliopsida; Fagales; Juglandaceae. Gene Ontology annotation, molecular function: RNA-DNA hybrid ribonuclease activity; nucleic acid binding. The record is from RefSeq and is a predicted model, not a curated record.
AUGGACUCUAAGGACAAAUUGAUAUGGGGUAACACUAAAAAAGGCCAAUUUACUGUUAGUAGUGCUUAUCAGCUGGAAAUGAGUAGGAAAGAGACAGUGAAGGGUGAAUGCUCAGAAGGAAGAGAAUGGGAGAAUAGGUGGAGGGGUAUAUGGAAUUUGAAUAUCCCAAGAAAAGUCAAAAUCUUUAUGUGGAAAGCUGUAAAGGAAUUGUUAGCUACAAGAAACAAUUUAUACUUGAGGGGAAUUAUAGAAGAUCAAAUAUGCCCAAUAUGUAAGAGUGAUGUUGAAACAACAAUGCAUGCAAUAUGGUUCUGUCCAGCAGCAGCAAAUGUUUGGUCUAAAUUAAUAAAUGUGAUUCAGAAAUGGAGCUCAAAUGAACUUGAUCUUUUAGCUUUGUGGGAAAGAUUGGUGGAGAAGGUAAGUACAGCAGAAUUAGAAGAGAUAGUUAUGGUUAUGAGGAGCAUCUGGCUAAGAAGAAAUGAACUUAUAUUUGAUGGCAUUUUCAAAAGCCCAAGUCAAGUGAUGGAACUAGCUAGAGAAGAAUUAAGAAUGUUCCAUCUGGUCCAGCAGAAUGCAAGGCAGAGCUCAGAUACAAGAACAAAAUGUAGGGAUUCUCUGUGGAGAAGAAAGGUGGGACUUGGCCGAGUGGUUAUUAGAGACGAGGAAAGGGAAAUUCUAGUUGCUGUUGGUGAACAAAAAAGGUUUGUAUUAGACUCCACAGUAGCCGAAAGUUAUGCUCUAUGGAAAGCUUUGGAAGUUUGUAGAGAUCUCAAUUUCAGGAAAGUUUUGUUUGAAGGUGAUGCUCAAGUUAUAGUGAAUGCAGGCAAUGAAGGGAAAGAAGAUUAUUCCAUUUAUGGUAGUGUUAUUGAAGAUGCAAAGAAACUGUUAAAGGCAAGAGAGCAAGGGAGUGUCAAAUUUGUGUACAGGAAAACAAAUGAAGCAGCACAUGUUUUAGCAAAAGAAGCUAUAUUAUGA